Messenger RNA from Striga asiatica, 780 nucleotides. The record is from the annotation of a GenBank genome assembly. NCBI's taxonomy places the organism in Eukaryota, Viridiplantae, Streptophyta, Magnoliopsida, Lamiales, Orobanchaceae.
UUGUGUGUGUGUGUGUGUGUCUGCGCAUUUGAAUUUGUGAAAAAAGAAACUAAAAUGGCUGCUGAAUCGAACAAUCUCGGAGAAAUAUUGAGGCCCUUUUACCGGAGAGCUUCAGAAGCAGAGGACCGACUGGGAAGACUUGAAGACUUACUGUCAAAAAAUAAAGAACCUGGGAAUGAAAAACAGAACAAGUUAGUGAGUGAACUCCAGUUGGAGCUGGAAAAUGUAAAAGCUGAGAAAGUUGCCGAAAGAGAGAAGGCUAUGAAAGAGGUUCAACACCUUACUACUGAAAAUGCAAAGCUGCAGUAUCGGAUAAUCCAUCUUGUUAGAGCAUUGAAGGAGGCUGAUAGCAAAUUAGCUGCAAAAUGAGGUCCAGUGACUUGUGCUGUACGCCCAACAAAAAUGGUAGUGUCUGGUUUGUUCUGAUGCCGAUUCUCGAUCAACAUGUUGGAAGCCACGAGAACUAUUCGAUUUUGUGAUUGGAGAUACUUGGUUUUUUGCCAGCUUUUGAUGACUUACUUUUUGACUGUAGGUUAAGUUUCUUGAUAGAUCAAUUUGGUUAUCAAUAUGUUGUGCUUGGUAAUUUUUCUCGAAGGAUCCUUGUCCCUUGAUCAUUUGGAAUGUUAUUAGCUUACAUUUGGACCAAAAUUAUAUUUCUUUGCUGGCUGACAUUUGAGUAGUUCCAGGUUUCACCUGUAUACAGUAAUGUUAAUUACCCAAGUUUAUUGUGAACACAAUCUUUUCUCUUGAUAAUUUCUGGAGAAUGCCAAGAAAUCUGAU